AUUUACUGCUGCAGACGAAAUCUAGAAAGCUUUGGCAACGUCAAACGUUUGAUCGUCUGGAUUAAACGUCAAACUUUUAGGCCGAUUCUGUCGAGACUCUAUCGUUUCCUCCUAGAAUUGAUCCUUUUCCCAGAAUUUUCAUAUUUUGUGCUUAACUUCAAGCUAAAUCUUUUCUUGCAACCAUGUCGGUCACUCUUCAUACUGAUGUCGGAGACAUGAAAAUUGAAUUGUUUUGCGAGGCAUGCCCCAAAGCUUGUGAGAACUUCCUGGCUCUUUGCGCUAGUGAUUACUACAACGGAUCCCUCUUUCAUCGGAACAUCAAGGGCUUUAUUGUCCAAACUGGUGAUCCAACCCACACAGGGAAGGGUGGGAAUUCCAUCUGGGGAAGAAAAUUUGAGGAUGAGUUUAAGGACAAUUUAAAACAUAGCACUCGUGGAAUGGUAUCAAUGGCUAACAAUGGUCCUAACACAAAUGCUAGUCAAUUUUUUAUUACUUAUGGACCGCAACCACAUCUUGAUCUUAAAUAUACCUUGUUUGGAAAAGUGAUUGAUGGAUUUGAAGCAUUGGAAGAACUAGAAAAACUGCAAGUCAACCCCAAAAACUACAAGCCGCUCAGUGAGACAAGGUUACAAUCAGUUACCGUACAUGCAAAUCCACUUGCAGGCUAGUAAAGUAAAUUUUAUAAAAAGAC
This is a messenger RNA of Frankliniella occidentalis (western flower thrips), 691 nucleotides long. RefSeq names its product peptidyl-prolyl cis-trans isomerase-like 3. Bases 183 to 668 code for a protein of 161 amino acids. Lineage: Eukaryota; Metazoa; Arthropoda; Insecta; Thysanoptera; Thripidae. The record is from RefSeq and is a predicted model, not a curated record. Gene Ontology annotation, biological process: protein folding; protein peptidyl-prolyl isomerization. Gene Ontology annotation, cellular component: catalytic step 2 spliceosome. Gene Ontology annotation, molecular function: peptidyl-prolyl cis-trans isomerase activity. The transcript is spliced from 5 exons.